AUGGAGGCUGCUAUGGAGGUAGCACGACUUGUGCUGCGUCAAGACGACGGUUCUGCUACUGAAGAAGCGCCUGCGCCAGCUUGUGAAACCCAGAACUCAUACGACGGUCGUAUGGGUGUCCGCAUCUCCGCCAUCUUCGUCAUCAUGGCUGGAUCUCUCUUCGGUAAGCAAUAUCCCCGAAGCGACUCCAAACUGGUACCAUCGUGGGUAUUUUUUGGUGCCAAGUACUUUGGAUCUGGUGUCAUUAUCGCCACAGCUUUCAUUCAUCUUCUCGCGCCUGCAAAUGAGGCACUGGGCGCCGAAUGCCUUACCGGAGUCAUCAAGAAGUACCCAUGGCCCGAAGGCAUCGCCCUCAUGACCAUCUUCGCCAUGUUCUUCCUCGAGCUCAUGGUAAUGCGCUAUGGCGACUUUGGAGGUGACCAUGACCACUCGCAUGGUGCUAGCCAUAGCCACAGCGACGAAAUGAGCAUGGAAGAGCGUAAGAGGACCCCUGAAGACGUCGAGGGCCACGCUGCCGACCCCAACCUCCGCGGUGAAGACCACCUCGGCCAUCAGCGCGAUCACGUCGCCAACGAACAGAUCGGCAGCGACUGGCAGGUUCAGCAGAUUAUUCCGGAGACGUACGCGGCGCAACUCACUGCCGUCUUCAUCCUCGAAUUCGGUGUCAUCUUCCACUCCAUCUUCAUCGGUCUGACGCUUGCCGUCUCGGGCGAGGAAUUCAUCACGCUCUACAUCGUCCUCGUGUUCCACCAGACAUUCGAAGGUCUCGGUCUGGGCGCUCGUCUGGCAGAGGUACCUUGGCCAAAGUCUAAGCGAUGGACGCCAUAUCUGCUUGGUCUGGGCUACGGCUUGUCGACGCCGAUUGCCAUCGCCAUCGGUCUCGGUGUGCGCCAGAGCUUUUCGCCUGAAGGCCGCACGAACUUGCUGGUCAAUGGUAUUUUUGAUUCCAUCUCCGCUGGCAUCCUCAUCUACACGGGCUUGGUUGAGUUGAUGGCGCACGAGUUCAUGUUCAGCCCGUAUAUGCAGAAGGGUCCGGUCAGCAAGACGAUUAAUGCGUUUACGCUGAUGACGCUUGGUGCUGGCCUGAUGGCACUUCUUGGAUACUGGGCUUAG
Messenger RNA from Parastagonospora nodorum SN15, 1113 nucleotides. RefSeq lists its product as hypothetical. Bases 1 to 1113 code for a protein of 370 amino acids. The record is from RefSeq and is a predicted model, not a curated record. Lineage: Eukaryota; Fungi; Ascomycota; Dothideomycetes; Pleosporales; Phaeosphaeriaceae. Gene Ontology annotation, biological process: zinc ion import across plasma membrane. Gene Ontology annotation, molecular function: low-affinity zinc ion transmembrane transporter activity. The transcript has 3 exons. Gene Ontology annotation, cellular component: plasma membrane.